AUGAAUAUAAAGACAUUGUUGUCUGAGAUGAAAUCUGAAUUACUGGAACUAAAGAAAACACUGGGGAAAUCAGUCGUCUGUAUCAAUGAUUCAAAUACAGUGAAAGGUAAACCAACAAGCUCAUUUCAGGAGAGUUUGGGACUAAAAGCAUUCAAAAUUAACUCUUUGGAACUUAACAAAACUAGUGAUGAACUUCGUAAACAUUGUGCUGAUUUGUACAAAAAAGGUGUAAAACAGAAUGGAGUUUACAAGAUAGAUCCAGACGGCAAGGGCAGUUUCAAUGUUCGCUGUGAUAUGACGACAUCUGGUGGAGGAUGGACGGUGCUUCAACGUCGUAUUGAUGGCAGUGUUGAUUUCUACCGAGGAUGGCAAGAUUAUAAGCAUGGCUUUGGUGAUUUGAAGGGAGAAUUCUGGCUUGGACUGGAAAAAAUCCGCAGGCUUACAUCCGCUUCGCAAAAUGAGCUUCGUAUUGAUAUGGAAGACACUUCUGGGAACAGAAGAUACGCAGAAUAUGAUUUGUUUGCUGUGACCAGCGAACGGCAGAAAUAUCAGCUUAGUCUUGGGACUUAUUCUGGCAAUGCAGGAGAUUCCUUCACUGAACACAAAGGAAUGUCGUUCUCAACAAAAGAUUCCGACAAUGAUAGACAUAGCAGCCACUGUGCUGUGUCAUUCAAGGGUGCUUGGUGGUAUAGUGACUGCAUUUCAUCUAAUCUCAAUGGUCUGUAUCAUCAUGGUGCAUACAACCCAUAUGCUGAUGGUAUCCACUGGCGUACGUGGAAAGGGUAUCAUUAUUCCCUGAAAUCAACAUCGAUGAAAAUCCGUCCGCGAGUAUUUGGACUGAAAAAAUAA
Dendronephthya gigantea is the source of this 849-nucleotide messenger RNA. Its product is annotated as ryncolin-4-like. Bases 1 to 849 code for a protein of 282 amino acids. The record is from RefSeq and is a predicted model, not a curated record. Lineage: Eukaryota; Metazoa; Cnidaria; Anthozoa; Malacalcyonacea; Nephtheidae. The transcript has 4 exons.